GAUGGGGGUAGGGAGUUUGAAAGAGGAAUAUGGAGGAGACAAAAGAAAGAAGGAAACACAAGUGAGAGUAAAGUAGAGUAGAGUGAGGUGAAGUCAAAUCACUCUGCACAAACUUAAAACCCCAUCGAAUCAGCCAAAAGAAAGCACAGCAGCAAAUCCGGUAAAAGCCAUUCCAAAAAAGCUCGCCGCCUGUAAAGAAAACCCUCUCCAAAUCUCAUUAGUCACUUUCCUUCUUCUUCUUCUUCUCGCUUCGCCGCUCAUUGCUGCGAUCCCCACCGUUUUUUUUUUGCGUUAUACGCAUUAUUAUAUUGAAUGUGGGUGUCCCAUUUUUACCCAUCAGACCCAGAAGAGGAAAGAGCGGAAAACUUUGGCUUCUUCAUGGACUGAUGAUCUUUUGCGAUUAUACUUUGAUUUUGUGGCGAUUCUAGCUCAAUCUUAGAUCUAUUGUACCCUCACAAUCAGUGAUUCGGAAGCCGUAUGAAUUGAUUGUUUAAGAGCUUUCUGUGAAGAUCGGAGUUAGGGUUUGGGAUGGAGGGGCGGAUGAAAAAGUACCGUCCUUUGAGCCCGGAGAGAGCCAAAGUUUGGACGGAGAAAUCUCCAAAAUAUCGGCAGAAACAGCAGCCCAGGAAGGAGCAGCAAAGUAGCAGUAGCAGUAGUAAUAACAGAGUUGCUGUGGUGUAUUAUCUAUGUAGAAAUCGGCAGCUUGAGCAUCCCCAUUUCAUUGAAGUCCCUCUUUCUUCCCCGGAGGGGCUCUACUUGAGAGAUGUAAUUGAGAGGCUUAAUGUUUUGAGGGGCAGAGGCAUGGCUUCAAUGUACUCUUGGUCUUGCAAGAGGAGCUAUAAGAAUGGGUUUGUUUGGCAUGAUCUUUCUGAAGAUGAUCUGAUUCUUCCUGCUCAUGGUAAUGAAUAUGUUCUCAAGGGUUCAGAACUUUUGGAAGAAUCUAAUUUAGGGAACUUCAGCCCUGGAAGAAAUGUUAGAUUUCAAAAUCCAAAACUGUUACCGGAACCGCCAUCUGCUAGAAGCCAAGAUGAUUCUUCCUCAUCUUCCAGCAUGAAUGGGAGAGGAACAAAACCUUCACAGGACGAUGAACUUUCUCCCCCGGUUGAACGCCCCAAUUCAUCUGCUGUGUCCCCCGAGUCUAGUGCUGGGAAAAAUUUCUCGUGGAAUGGUUCGUUAAGCUUGGCAGAGUACAAGGUGUACAAGAACGAUGGCUCUGCUGAUGCUUCCACGCAGACAGAAGAAAAUCCGAGCAGAAAUAAUAGUGUUCGGGAGACCUGCACCAGAGGCGUUUCAACAGAUGAUGGAUCUCCCGAGCCUGAAAGUAAUAGGGCGAAUGACAACCAGCACGUUUUACAGAUGAAAGAAUCAUCUGAGAUUUGCAAGGAGGCAGUUUCACCACCUCCGUCUACAUCUAGUGUAUCAUCAGGCGGCAGAACUGAUACCUUGGAGUCUCUCAUUAGAUCCGAUAUCAGUAAGCUCAACAGCUUUAGAAUUCUCGAAGAGGAGGAAUUCCGAGUGCCCACAACAAAACUUAAGCCUUCAAACAUGCUAAUGCAAUUAAUCUCCUGUGGAUCCAUUUCGGUGAAGGAUCACAGUUUUGGUCUUAUCCCAAUGUACAAGCCGAGAUUUUCGCAUUCAAAAUUUCCAUCCCCACUAUUCUCGACCUCAUUAACCUUGGGAGAACUUGAUUGCCUGACCGAAAAUCCUAGACUAAUGGGUCUGAGGUUAGAAGAUAAAGAGUAUUUCAGCGGGAGUUUGAUCGAGACAAAUGUGCCCAAAGGAGUAGCUGUUCUUAAAAGGUCAUCAUCAUUUAAUGCUGACAGGACUAAUAAGCAGAUUGAUCCAGUCGAGGACAAAGAGGAGGAUGUAAGCUCAACAGGCUCAAAGUGCAUCCCCCGAGCAAUCAAGGCGUCCUUGAGUAAGCAUCCAAGAAGUGAAUCGAUGAGAUCUCCAAUUUCUGAGGGUCCAAGAAUCUCAUCUGAAGGAGCGGAGAACCCACAAGCCAUCACAUUUGACACACCAACAGGAGGAAGCAGGAGAAUUACGGAGCCUACCUCGGGAAAGAAACAGUCAAAGAGAGCCGAAUCUUUCAGGGAGGAGGGGAACGCGAUCAAAAUUAUUGAAGAAAGGCUUGCUUCAGGAGCUCGGGUUAUAAUACAGUCAAAAGGAUCUCCCGACAAGGAACUUUAAACAAUUUUGAAGGCCGACUUUGGGCAGCACAAGUUUUGGUUAUUCUGGCGGGGAAUCAGCAAACUACACUCAUUUGCAACUGAAUCACCAUUACUUCAUUGUAAAUCUAUGUAAAAGAUGAAAACUUGAAGCAGAUUUGAGUAUCUGCUGAUGGUGAACACUUGGAAUGCCUUAGUGGUAAAAUCCUUAGGUUUUGCACUUCAUUUCUGUAAUAGUAUAGGCACCACAAUCAAUGUUAAUGGUUCCAGACUCUCCCUCCCUGCUAGAUAUAGGUAGCCAAAAUGGUUGUUGAAUUGGUACUUUUAUUUACUUAAUUAAAUUAUAUUGUGAUGAUUCACAUCA
Messenger RNA from Ipomoea triloba (trilobed morning glory), 2532 nucleotides. RefSeq names its product protein UPSTREAM OF FLC. The transcript has 7 exons. Bases 529 to 2190 code for a protein of 553 amino acids. NCBI's taxonomy places the organism in Eukaryota, Viridiplantae, Streptophyta, Magnoliopsida, Solanales, Convolvulaceae. The record is from RefSeq and is a predicted model, not a curated record.